Messenger RNA from Vigna angularis (adzuki bean), 1388 nucleotides. Its product is annotated as COBRA-like protein 1. Lineage: Eukaryota; Viridiplantae; Streptophyta; Magnoliopsida; Fabales; Fabaceae. The transcript has 5 exons. Gene Ontology annotation, cellular component: plasma membrane. Bases 60 to 1352 code for a protein of 430 amino acids. Gene Ontology annotation, biological process: plant-type cell wall cellulose biosynthetic process; cellulose microfibril organization. The record is from RefSeq and is a predicted model, not a curated record.
UUGGUGAAGAGUGAGCACCACUGAAUCAGCACAUAUCUUCACCUUCUCUAACCCAAAUCAUGGCUACCAUUUUCGCUUUCAUUUUCAUAUUUUUCUCCCUCAUCGCCUCCAACUAUGCCUUCGAUUCCUUGGAUCCUUUUGGUAACAUCACCAUCACAUGGGAUUAUUUCUCCGACAACGGGGACACAGUCGACGUGAGGGUAUCGAUAUACAACUUCCAACUAUUUCGUCACGUGGAGGAGCCUGGUUGGAGAUUGGGUUGGGCAUGGAAAGGUGACGAGGUGAUUUGGUCAAUGCUGGGAGCAGAGGCAAAGGAACAAGGGAACUGCACAAGAUUUAGAGGACAACAGAAACCACAUUGUUGCAAGAAAGAACCAGUUAUCAUUGAUCUAAUGCCUGGAACCCCCUACAACAUGCAGACCGCAAAUUGCUGCAAAGCUGGGAUCCUUACAUCCCUUAAACAAGAUCAUACAAAACUUGGUGCCACCUUCCAAAUGAAUUAUGUCAAACCAUCCGAUUCAGGUCCCGGUUUUACCAUGCCAGAAAAUUUCACCCUUGGAAUUCCAGGCUAUAGCUGUGGGACACCGUUUCAAGUCCCGCCGACCAUGUUUACCAAAGAUGGACACAGAUGGCAACAAGUCUUGGAGACUUGGAAUGUGACUUGUAUUUACUCCCAGUUUCUAGCAUCACCUGCUCCAAAAUGCUGCGUCUCUCUGUCUGCAUUCUACAACAGUACUAUUGUUCCUUGUCCCACAUGCAGUUGCAAUUGCCAAGGACUACCAGGAGCAACUUGUGUGGAUUCAGAUAAGACUUCAGUGUUGCAACCACCGCAAACAAAUCGCGGAGAAGCAGCAGCAGUGGUGAUCAGGUGUUCACAUCACAUGUGCCCCAUUCGUAUUCACUGGCAUGUGAAACAAAGUUACAAAGAGCACUGGCGGGUGAAGAUCACAAUCACAAACAUGAACUUUGUGAAAAACUAUUCCCAAUGGAAUUUGGUGGUGCAGCAUCCUAACUUAGCGAAUGUAACACAAGUGUUCAGUUUCAACUACGAACCUCUGACAGUUUAUGGAAAAUUGAGAGACAUAGGGAUGUUUUGGGGGCUGGCGUAUUACAAUGACAUGCUGCUGACACAUGGAGAGAAUGGGAAUGUGCAAACAGAGGUUUUACUGCAUAAAGAUAGAGGAAAGUUCAGCUUCAGAGAAGGGUGGAGUUUUCCUAGAAAAGUUUCGUUCAAUGGCGAUGAAUGUGUGAUGCCGUCUCCUGAUGCAUAUCCUAGACUUCCCAACGCAGCUCAUGUUGUCAUAACAAGCUUUAACACAAUUUUCUUUUCACUGUUACUUAUACUCUUAUAGAAGUUUAGAAGGAAGGAUUACUUUCACUAUCUCAUA